This is a messenger RNA of Lactuca sativa (garden lettuce), 501 nucleotides long. RefSeq lists its product as uncharacterized. The record is from RefSeq and is a predicted model, not a curated record. NCBI's taxonomy places the organism in Eukaryota, Viridiplantae, Streptophyta, Magnoliopsida, Asterales, Asteraceae.
AUGGGGAGCACCGAGGUGGUGCUUAAGACCACUGAGUUGAUUCAACAGGUGCGCGACAGGUUGUGGAUCACACAGAGUCAUCAGAAGAGCUAUGUUGACCGACGUCGUUCGAAUCUUGAGUUUCAGAUGGGAGACUAUGGUGUUGUUUUUUUGGAAGUGGUUAAAUGUCUUUUGUCUUUUUCCAAGUUUGCGGAAGAAGCCGUGCACUUGCAAAAUGUCUACCCGCCAAAAGGGAAAAGUGCUCAAAAAAAAUGUGUAGCUGAUGAUUCUGUGGUUAUCAGGCUAGAUAAUAUUCAAGUGAAUGGGUGUCGAAAAUAUGUGGAAAAACCCAUUGAUAUUCUUGGUAAGAAGACUAAAAAUUUGCGUAAUAAAGUGGUGAAUGUGGUGAAUAUACAAUGGCAUCACCGGGGAGGCUCCGAGUGGACGUGGGAACCGGAGGACGAGAUAAGAGAGCACUACCCAAGUUUAUUUGCAUCAGGAGACUUUGAGGACAAAGUCUAA